AUGAGGAUUGAGGAAGUGAGCUCGACGACGAAAAAGCAACGAGUUGCAACACACACGCACAUCAAAGGGCUUGGCUUGGCAGAGGACGGCACUGCCAUCCCCUUGGCAGCAGGCUUUGUGGGUCAGGAGCAGGCGAGGGAGGCAUGUGGACUAGUUGUGGAGAUGAUCCAACUGAAGAAGAUGGCGGGCAGAGCGCUGCUUCUAGCAGGGGCGCCGGGAACAGGGAAGACAGCGCUGGCGCUAGGGAUUGCGCAGGAGCUGGGCAAGAAGGUGCCCUUCUGCCCAAUGGUGGGCUCCGAGGUGUACUCCUCAGAAGUGAAGAAGACAGAGGUCCUCAUGGAACACUUCAGAAGAGCUAUCGGGCUGAGGAUAAAGGAGAACAAGGAGGUGUAUGAGGGAGAAGUGACAGAGCUGACGCCAGAGGAGGCGCAGAGCCAGACCGGCGGCUAUGGCAAGGUCAUCUCGCACGUUGUCAUCGGUCUCAAAACUGUCAAGGGCACCAAGCAGCUGAAGCUUGACCCCACCAUCUAUGACAGCUUGCAGAAGGAGAGGGUGAGUCCAGGGGAUGUGAUAUACAUAGAAGCCAACAGCGGCGCAGUGAAGCGGGUGGGUCGCUGUGACGCCUACUCCACAGAGUUUGACCUGGAAGCAGAGGAGUAUGUGCCACUCCCCAAGGGGGAGGUGCACAAGAAGAAGGAGAUAGUGCAGGACGUGACUCUGCACGAUCUGGACUCGGCCAAUGCGCGGCCGCAGGGGGGCACCGACGUCAUGUCCAUGGUGGGCCAGAUGCUGAAGCCCAAGAAGACCGAGAUCACCGACAAGCUGCGCCAGGAGAUCAACAAGGUGGUGAACCGGUACAUAGACCAGGGGGUGGCUGAGCUGGUGCCUGGGGUGCUGUUCAUAGACGAGGUGCACAUGCUAGACAUCGAGUGCUUUACCUACCUCAACCGCGCCCUCGAAUCCUCCCUCGCCCCCAUCGUCGUCUUCGCCACCAAUCGCGGAAUCUGCCAGAUCCGUGGAACAGACAUGUCGGCGCCUCAUGGCGUCCCGGUGGAUCUACUGGACCGCUUAGUCAUCAUCCGCACGCUGCCCUACACUCUGACGGAGAUGGUCCAGAUCCUGGCCAUCCGUGCGCAGGUGGAGAGCAUUGAAAUGGAGGAGGAGGCCUUAGCAGCAUUGGGGGAGAUCGGGGAAUCUGCAUCGCUUCGGCACGCGGUGCAGCUGCUCUCACCGGCGCACGUUCUCGCAAAGUCCAGCGGGCGGGAUGCCAUAACGUCGGGUGACGUGGCGGAGGUGCACAGCCUGUUCCACGACGCCAAAUUCACUGCGCAGCUGCUUGCCGAGCAGGCCGACAAGUACAUCCAGUGA
Messenger RNA from Coccomyxa subellipsoidea C-169, 1368 nucleotides. RefSeq names its product DNA helicase. Gene Ontology annotation, molecular function: ATP hydrolysis activity; ATP binding; DNA helicase activity. Bases 1 to 1368 code for a protein of 455 amino acids. Gene Ontology annotation, biological process: box C/D snoRNP assembly; regulation of transcription by RNA polymerase II; chromatin remodeling. The transcript has 9 exons. The record is from RefSeq and is a predicted model, not a curated record. Gene Ontology annotation, cellular component: Ino80 complex; R2TP complex; Swr1 complex. NCBI's taxonomy places the organism in Eukaryota, Viridiplantae, Chlorophyta, Trebouxiophyceae, Coccomyxaceae.